This is a messenger RNA of Aedes albopictus (Asian tiger mosquito), 2054 nucleotides long. RefSeq lists its product as uncharacterized. NCBI's taxonomy places the organism in Eukaryota, Metazoa, Arthropoda, Insecta, Diptera, Culicidae. The transcript is spliced from 5 exons. The record is from RefSeq and is a predicted model, not a curated record. The coding region runs from base 383 to 2047 and encodes 554 amino acids.
CUGAAAUGAAAACUCCAUUAUUUUUUAUGUGCGCAAAUCAGAUAAAAGCGAAUCUGUUUAAAAAAUCCCCAUUUUAUGUGCGGCAUUUAGAUUGUAAAGUGCUUGCAUUAAAUAUAAUUGUGUUGCACAUAUUUUCCAUAUGCACAGCUAUGAAAUCUAAAAAUGAUACAUUUACAUCCUAUAUUAGCUGAAAAUAAAUUUUGAGUGUAUCGACUGAUAAUUCAAAACAUGUCAUUAACCGAAAAAAUGGCGGAGCAAGAGGAACGUUUCGUGACGCUGGCCGAAUUAACGGUCGAUAUUUUAGGACUCCCGAUCGAAUUGCUGAAGGUUUUUGAAGGUAAUGUAUGUUAAUCAUAUUACUGUACGUUUAAACAAAUAAUAUAUGCCAACAGAUCGAGGUUACGACGCUGCAAAACUCGUCACAGUAACCAAGGACGAGCUGUCGGAUGAUUUGUCCGAAUCCGGCCUGAACUUCAACGUUGACGAAAUCUACCAGCGCCUUUUCGUAUGGAGGCAAGAAUCUGGUUUUGAAAUUAUCAGUUUCGCGCAGGUGGAAGUGCUGGAAGACUGGUCGGGUCACGAACCAGUGGAAACGGAUGGUGAAACGGAUCCCGACAACAGCUCCAGUGACACUCGCGCCUCUGUUAUCUUCCGGGGAGAAAGCUCCGGCACACAGAAGCCCGACCUAGAGCCCGACGAGCCAGAAAACGGCACCUCAUCGGCAGAAAACCCAGCUCCAUUGUGCACAUCAACCCGGACGCCAACUACAGAAACACCACAGGCAAAAGUUGAACUACCACCAGAGGCGAUCCCCCAAUCUUCCGGACCCUCAGUAUCAGUAGGAAUCUCGUCCGUUCGCCCACCCCGAGCAUCUAUUUCGUUCGGCCCGGACCAACUGGUUGCCCUGUUGGAAAGCUCCAUCACCGGAAAAUCGCUUCUGGAAAGAGCUAAGCAAGACGACUUUUCUACACAUAGCCAAAAAGAGCUCGUAGGCAUUGUGGCGGAACACCACCUGAGCCUAGGAAUCAAAACAACGGAGGACACAUUGGAUAACUACGCCACAGCUAUUGUGCUGCUAUUCAAACAGGAGAAAAAGGAAUCGUAUUUCAUCCCACGGAGUGGUGGAAAGCGGAACCCAGGCGGAAAACUGUACAAUCGAAUUUUCAAUCUCAAACAAAAGCGAGCAACGCGGGAGAAAUUCGAAGAAUCACGUCGAACCAAGAAAUUGAAACCAGGUUCCCUGGAAAUUCCGGAUUCAGAUGGUGAUGAGGCAUUCACUUGGCUUCAACUGAACAUUCAACCGUGGAACACAACAUUGGCUAAAUGGACCACCAGCUUCAAUAAGAGGAAACACAACCUUCAGAACCCACUUGCAAUCGAUACAGUUUUGAAAACAUUCCGUCACUACAGACAAGAUCACGGCUAUCAGCUUAUUGACGCAGAUUUCCAUUCGUUGUAUUCAUCGGCGAGUGAGGGGCUGAUUCGCUUGGAGAAGGACUUAGCAGUACUUAUUGAACAGGUAUCUACAAAGUACAAGGAUGGUCAUUCAUCGAUGCUGGUGUCCUUACUGGAGCGGACUGAUUGUAGCAGAGAUUCUCAAGUUUGUGCCGUCUUGAUUCUGCUUAACAACAUUCUUCCACCAACCAAAAUAUCUAAGGACUUCAAGCCAACGACUUUGGUGGCCCAGGAAGAUAUCAUACUGUUCGUCAGUACAGCAGAAGGCAUUCGUGCCAAAGUCGAUGAAGUCUAUGCAAUGUACAAUGAGUGGGGCCUCCCACCGACAGUGAAAUUGGUAUUCGUUGGGUCCGGUGCAGCAUCGCUUACUGGCCAGUUCUACGUUGUGUACAAGGAUCUUGUGUUCGAAGCAGAAUCUGUAGCAAGAGCACUGGAUAUUCUGGUCAAAACAACGCUCGUGUUUGGACUACAAUUUUCUCGAGUAACUCGUUUGGUCUGGAACUUUAUUUGCACGCACUUCUACGAGAUACCUGGAUUGGCAAAGUACGCGUCUGUUUUGAAAUUCAUCGAUCAACUGAACAAAAAUCAAUAGACAGAAU